Molecule: messenger RNA, 2120 nt
Organism: Micropterus dolomieu (smallmouth bass)
Lineage: Eukaryota; Metazoa; Chordata; Actinopteri; Centrarchiformes; Centrarchidae
Product: butyrophilin-like protein 1
Exons: 17
Coding region: 225-2105 (626 amino acids)
Biological process (GO): G protein-coupled receptor signaling pathway
Source: RefSeq, a predicted model, not a curated record
CCAAACAGGAGAACACAUACCUUGAAGCCCAUGAAGCCCGAUGUGCAGCUUUGAAUAUGUCCCAGAAAACAAGUCGUCCCACCCGGAAACCGUAGCAAAGUGGUCCAAAACGUUUUGAGACGGGACGCGUCUUUGACUUUCUCUCAGGCUGCCCGGCCAGAACAGGUUUACACCAACUUUACCUGGAUUAAUAAUUAACAGCAGUCCCUUGAACAGACAGCAGGAUGUUUUACCAGAUGGCUGGACUGUCUCUUCAAUGUUCGCUCAGAACCAUACUUUUUUUCAUUGUCCAUCUUCUAUCACACUUUUGUACAGGUCACUCUCAGUUAAUUGGUUCUCCUCAGCCAAUAGUGGCAAAAGUUGGCGAUGACAUCAUCUUGCCAUGUCAUUUGCAGCCUGCAGUGGAUGUUGCUGCCAAGACUUUUGAGUGGACAAGACCAGACCUGAACCCCAGAUUUGUUUAUGUGUGGCGUGCUGGUCAGGACGUUGUAAAUGUAAAAAAUCCUUCCUUUAAAGGAAGAACAACUCUGUUCACUGAUGAACUGAAGCACGGAAACAUUUCACUGAAACUCUCCAAAGUGAAACCUUCUGAUGAGGGGAGAUACAAAUGUUACAUUCCAGAUAUGAACACAGACGCCUCCGUUGAGCUUGUUGUUGGGGCCGUCUCCUCACCUGUCAUCAGUUUAGCAGGGAUUGACAGAGACAAAGGGGGAGUGGUGUUACAGUGUGAGUCUGCAGGCUGGUAUCCAGAGCCUGAGGUGUUUUGGCUGGACGGUGAGGGAAACCUCCUCUCUGCUGGACCUACAGAGACAGUCAGAGGUCCUGAUGACCUCUAUACUGUCAGCAGCAGAGUGACUGUGGAGAAGAGACACAGCAACAACUUCACCUGUAGAGUCCAACAGAAGGACAUCAACCAGACCAGAGAGACUCACAUCCAGGUUCCAGAUGAUUUCUUUGAGGUCCAGUCCAGUUUGUCCCCCGUCACAGUUGGAUUGGCUGUUUGUUUGGCUGCUUGCAUCAUGAUAAUUUUGUUACUUAUCUUUUCUGUGUGGAAAUGGAGACAGAACAGAAUCAAGAGCAAGAGAAGCCACAGGGAUGAAAUGGAUAAAGGAGAACAGAAGGAGCGCUUUAAAAGAAACAAACCUGAAGAUCAGCUCCACAUUGAAGCAGAAAGAGAGCAGCUCAUGACAAAUGAAACAGUGACAAUGAAGAGUUUGAAGAACAAAAAAGGGGAAAGGGAGACAAAACAUUUUAAGGAGCAGCAGCUGCAGGAGGAGCAGCAGAGGAGGGAUGAAGCUGAGAAAAGAGUUCAGACACUGAAAGAUGAGCUGGAGACCAAGAGGAAUGAGGUUGAAAGCAAACAAGCUGAGCUGCAGCAGCUCCAAGAAGAGAAGCAGAGGAAGGAGAACGACCUGCAGACUGUGAAGGAAGAGCUGGAGAACAAGAACAAAGAGCGCCGGGUUCAAAAUAAGGAAGCUGAGUUGAAGACACUGAAGACAAAGCUGGAGACCCAGGAAAUGGAAUUAAACACUAAAAUCAAAAAGAUUGAAGACAAACAAGCUGAAGUCCAGCAGCUCCAGGAUGAGAUUCAGAGGAAGGAGACCAUCCUGCAGACGGAGAACAGAAAGUUGGAAAGAAGCAGAGUUGCUCCAGUUCAGCCUUCCUCCCCUCUGCUGCUACACAACACCAGGCUGCUGCAAAGCAACCACAGCCUCGUCUGCACAGGCUCUCAGAUUGAAGACAAACAAGAUGAAGUCCAGCAGCUCCAGGAUCAGAUUCAGAGGACGGAGACCAUCCUGCAGACGGAGGAGCUGAAAAGAAGCAGAGUUGCUCCAGUCCAGCCUUCCUUCCCUCUGUUUAAGUGGCCGAUCGUUUCCAGGCAGAAGUUCCAGGAUGAGCAGCAGAGAAGGGAGGAAGCAGAGAGCAGAGUUAAGACCCUGGAGGAGGAGCUGGAAAGACUGACAGCUGAAGUCCAGAAGCUCCAACAGCAGAAGCAGAGGAGUCAGAAUGAGCUACAAAAUGAGCUGGAGACCAGGACAAAAGAGGUUCAUCUUUCAUUAAUAUUGAUUUGUUUCCACAAACCUAUUUGUUUGUUUUUUGUUUGAAAUCUCACAGUUGCU